UAGUCCAUGUUUCUGAAAAAGAACACACACAUAGAGAUGAGCAAUUCACAACAAAUAAUAGAGUUAGAGUCAGUUGUUACAUUUGUUAAGCAAAAUUGUCACUGUAAGUGCAAAAAAGUCGUUAACGUUUUGCCGAUGCAUCUAUCAUUCAGAUGCCUUCAUUUGCCGCCUGCAGUGUAUUACAGUCAAGUGUCAACGUGCGCUAUUGUUCUCCCUUCUCCCUCUUGUUGAUAGAAAACAAGCAACAACGAUCGAUCUAAGAAUAUUUUAUGCACACCCUGCAACUUGAUUAACAAUAUUUCAUGCAUGCAGCUAUAAUUAACCAAAUAAGGUUAAUAAACCUUCAUAGUUCACAAUUUUUUUUUUGGUAACCGAGAAUGACACCAUACAAGCUUACUCUUUGGACAUCCAAUAUAAGUCUAAACUUAGUCUGUCUAGGCUUUCUCUAUAAAUAUACGCACACAAAUCUAUAAGUUAGACACUCAACCCAUUUUAUAUUAAUUGAAUAAGUUGUAUCAACAAACAAAGAGUAGCAUACAAGAAAGAGACACAGACAGCAACUCUGUCUUUUCCCAUUUGUCUCUUAUAUUGUCCGUCUAUAACAAUAAGUUCACUAAAAUAUGUAUGAACUUAAGAAGAAAACUAUGCAAAAAUGAAUAACUCAAAACUCAAUAGGAAGAGUUGGAUUUGCAAUUGAAUAGCUUGAAAGAAACAAGUAUAAAACCAGAAAGGAUCUUAAAGUUUGACCCACACAUUGCUAAGCAUAAGAUCAAUCUGAUAAUCACAUAGAAUUAAAAACGCAUAUGGAGUUCAUACAUAUAAUAUGAUUGUUAACUGGGGUCAAGGACAACGGAUCCUAGAAGCAAGGAAUCAUGUCUCUUUGCCCCCUUCCCGCUCUGGUUCCCUGUUCCCAUUCUGAUAUAUAUGCAAAUGUAAAUCCCUACAUGCAUGCUCAUUUAUCAAGAAUCAAGAAUGAUCAAAGUUCUGAUACCAAAACACUGCCAGCCCAAAAAAAAAAAAAAAUUAUCCACAGAAGAAAGAAGAAUACAAAAGAGGGUUGUGCAGGCAUCAGCACUGGGGUCAUUUGACUCUCAUUUUCCUCUCUUAUAUAUCCCACUUGCCAAAUUGAACCCUUUUUUACAUUUUGUUUAAGCUUGACUGGUUGUGUGGCCGAUCACCCUUCCCUUUCAAUAGCUAAUGCACAUUUGUUUUGCUAAUGCUUUCAGAUUUUAACAUCGUAACCCAUGUAUAUUGUUAGAAUAUGUAAAAAACCCAACAAGUUAAUUUAUUGGGUUGAAUGACACAUUAAUGAAUUUUAACAUGGUACCCGAGUAGAAGGUCUUAGGUUCAAACCUCAGCUUCCGCAAUUUAAACCCCCCACUUGCUGUUGCUCCAAGUUUAAGCCUAUGUGUCUAUUAGAGUACCCUAGUGUUGGGCCCAGUUUGUUGUGCAUGUGUUGGGACAUCGGAUUAUCUAGCCCACACGUGAGUGGGAGUGUUAGAAUAUGUAUAAAUGAUGUGAAAUAUCCCAACCCAACAAAUUUAACUUAUUGGAUUGAAUGACGAAUUAACUAAUCUUAACAUAUAUAAACCACUCCUGAAUGACCAUACUUUAAGUAAUGCAAGUUGCAAGCUAUUUUUAUAGUAGACCCUAAACCGCCCUCCACCCUCUCUCUCUCUCUUUCUCUUUCUCUUUCUUGUUGACAUACUUUCAUUGGAAGGUAUCAUGUGGCCUAAGGUAUUGGCAAACAAGAUCCUAAGAAAGGCACUGGGUAGCAACAACUUUGUAGCAGACUUUCAAAACUUCACAGGCACCAUGCUGGACACCAAAAGUUCCAGUCAAGAAAAUCUCAGUUCCAACAAAUGCUUCAUUGACCAGGACACCUACAAUAUUUUUGUCGGUUCAUGGAACGUCGGAGGAAUUGUACCAUCUGAGGACUUGGACAUGGAGGAUUGGCUAGACACACACAACCCUGCUGAAAUUUAUGUUCUUGGGUUCCAAGAGAUUGUGCCUCUAAAUGCAGGAAAUAUUCUAGCUUCUGAGAACAGAAAAAUCUCCAUGAGAUGGAACAAUAUAAUUAGCCAAGCUCUCAACAAGGCAAUACUAACUCAAGCUCAAGACAAUAAAGAAGAAGAUGAAUACCAAAUCUCAUAUCAAAUGAAGAAUCAAAGUUCCGCUGAAUACAGAAAAUCAAAGGACAAUUUUCAGUGCAUUAUAAGUAAACAGAUGGUAGGAAUAUUUGUAUCUGCUUGGGUAAGAAGUGAUAUCUAUCAACACAUCCAGCAUCCCAGGGUCUCAUGUAUUGGCUGUGGCAUAAUGGGCUGUUUAGGCAAUAAGGGUUCAGUGUCUGUAAGAUUUUGCUUGCGAGAAACAAGCUUCUGCUUUGUGUGUAGCCAUCUAGCUUCUGGAGGCAAAGAAGGAGAUGAAAGACACAGAAAUGCAGAUGCUGCAGAGAUUUUGUCAAGAACAAGGUUUCCUCGAGGCCCCUUGCGUAAUUUGCCAAAGAAAAUUCUCGAUCAUGACCGAGUGAUAUGGCUCGGCGACUUGAAUUACAGGAUCUACCUCCCUGAGGCAACAACAAGAUCCCUAGUCCAGAAAAGAGAGUGGAACGCUUUGCUAGAGAAUGAUCAGCUUAAGGCUGAGUUCAUGAAGGGUCAUGUAUUCCAAGGUUGGCACGAAGGGGUCAUUGAGUUUGCACCCACUUACAAAUACUAUCCAAAUUCUGGAAUCUAUUAUGGGUGUCAUCAGAAGAAAAAAGGAGAAAAGAGGCGGGCUCCGGCAUGGUGUGAUAGGAUAAUUUGGUUUGGGGAGGGACUGAAGCAAAUCAAGUAUGAUAGAGCUGAAUCUAGACUGUCUGAUCACCGACCCAUACAGGCAAUCUUCACAGCAGAAAUAGAGGUCUUGAGCGAUUCUAAAGGUUUAGGGACCUGUUUGUCCGAAGGAUUUGAUUGCUCACAAAACCAUUUUAAAGAUUGCCCCAAGGAAAAAUAUUUGUGUAAUAAGAUAUCGGAAUUGUAUACAUAUGAGAGUAUAUGAAUGAUUCGUCUUGCAGAUGUUACAAAUAGGAGAGAAAAGAGAUAUAUAUAUAUAUAG
Tripterygium wilfordii is the source of this 3093-nucleotide messenger RNA. RefSeq names its product type IV inositol polyphosphate 5-phosphatase 9-like. Gene Ontology annotation, biological process: phosphatidylinositol dephosphorylation. The transcript is spliced from 7 exons. The record is from RefSeq and is a predicted model, not a curated record. Lineage: Eukaryota; Viridiplantae; Streptophyta; Magnoliopsida; Celastrales; Celastraceae. Bases 1726 to 3036 code for a protein of 436 amino acids. Gene Ontology annotation, molecular function: phosphatidylinositol-4,5-bisphosphate 5-phosphatase activity; inositol-polyphosphate 5-phosphatase activity; phosphatidylinositol-3,4,5-trisphosphate 5-phosphatase activity.